Bathycoccus prasinos is the source of this 675-nucleotide messenger RNA. RefSeq lists its product with no specific name. The record is from RefSeq and is a predicted model, not a curated record. Lineage: Eukaryota; Viridiplantae; Chlorophyta; Mamiellophyceae; Mamiellales; Bathycoccaceae. Bases 1 to 675 code for a protein of 224 amino acids. The transcript has a single exon.
AUGAACGUCGAUUGUGAUUACGUUUCCACCAAAGGAGGAGGAGGAGAAGAAGAAGAAGAAGGAGGUUCGUCGAAAACGUUACAGUUUCGAAAGCGCGGCAUUUUGGAAGAGCAACAACAACAACAUCAACAACAAAAGCACACCAAAACGUCAUCGUCGAGAAUAAAGCUCGCGAGAACGACGACGACGACGACGGCAAGAAGAAGAAGAAGAAUAGCAAUAAGACCAAGGCGAACGACAAUAGGAAAAGCAUCCAUCAAAUCGCAAAAAGAAGUCAUGCGCUUGCUUCUCGAUUCGGAGUUAGAACCGCAUCCCGAGGACGUAAAGGAAGUCGAAGCGCAGCAAAAAGCCAAAGAAGAGAAGGAAAGAACGGAGGCGGCGAAAAAAGCGGAAGCGGCGAGACUGGCCGAAGCGGCGAAAAAAGCGGCGGAAGAAGCGGAAGCGGCACGGAAGAAAGCUGCUUCGGCUGCUGCGACGUUACCAGCUCCAACGACAACGCCUCUGGUGAGUGAAAAACCAGCGGCUUCGCAACCACCAACGACGACGACGACGACGACGACGACUGCGUUUCCCUUCCCUCCGGCACCGAAUCCUACAGCGCCCGCGUUUACCGUUGGUUCGAGCGCAGCGCCUCCAUCGUCCUCGUCCAAGAGAACGUUUCGUAAGAGACGGUAG